Messenger RNA from Scleropages formosus (Asian bonytongue), 3812 nucleotides. RefSeq names its product fibroblast growth factor receptor 1a (gene fgfr1a). The transcript is spliced from 18 exons. Gene Ontology annotation, biological process: positive regulation of cell population proliferation; fibroblast growth factor receptor signaling pathway; protein phosphorylation. The coding region runs from base 680 to 3130 and encodes 816 amino acids. Gene Ontology annotation, molecular function: fibroblast growth factor binding; ATP binding; fibroblast growth factor receptor activity. The record is from RefSeq and is a predicted model, not a curated record. Gene Ontology annotation, cellular component: plasma membrane; signaling receptor complex. Lineage: Eukaryota; Metazoa; Chordata; Actinopteri; Osteoglossiformes; Osteoglossidae.
UUCGCCCAGGCAGCGCUGGGGGAUGUUGGACAAAGUCGGAGAUGCGAAUGUUCCGCGCAGACAUUGUAGUAUUUCGAAGAAGCGUGUUGCGUAGAAAUCUUGCGAAAACAACCAACUGAAAGCAUUUUUAGUUUUCGGAAUUACGAUAGAUUGGAGAGCAGUGCCUCCGUCCGGAGCGAAAAGAAAGUUAUUCUGAAUGUGUCCGUAUCUCCUGAGAGUGAAAGGUAAAAAAAAAAAAAGGUUUGUUUCGUGUCCGUAAGACAUAAAUUCUGAUGUUUGGUACUUUCUUCCAGUAUUACGCAGACUAGAUCCAAAGGAAAACGUUUUUCUCGACGCGGCAUUAUUUGUUUUUUUUUUUUUUAAUAACUUUUUUCGCCAAAGAUUGCUAGAUAAGAGACCACUGAAGUCUGACCGUCUGCUCACCGAUCUUGACUAUUUAAGCGUUUAAUCCUAAAUAAUAGAAAAAUAAUUUCUUCUGGAAGACUUCUCUCUUCCGACCAUGUGAACCAACAGUGACUGAAAUCGGGAUCUACAACUGCUUUCUACGUAAUCUAAAUCGGAUUCGGGACGUUUUCCGCUGUACGUUGCUGAACCUCAGCCUCGCGGGAUCGAUCGGCGAUAAAGGUGAAUGCAGUGGAUGGCCUUGUGCUGAUGCUUCAGCAAUAGCACAGGCCACAGCAUGAUGGCACCCUGGAGUCUGCUGCUUCUCUGUGAGCUGGCGGUGCUGGUUUCACUUGGCAAGGCCCGGCCCGCCACCAGCGACCAAGUCUCUCCUGAAAUGCAGGUGGCGCUGUAUACGUUAAGCCCUGGUGAUCGGCUAGAGCUGUGCUGCGACAACACAAAGGAGACCCAAGUGAUUGAUUGGACCAAGGAUCAUGUGGCGGUGCUGGAUGGGGAGCACACACGCUUGAGGGACAACUGCCUGGAGAUCGAGGGUGUGGAGCCAGCUGACUCGGGCUUUUAUGCCUGCUUUGCCAGAGGCCCCUUCGCCAACUACAGUGCCUAUUUUUCUGUCAACGUCACUGCUGAUGCUCUGUUGUCCUCAGAAGAUGAAGAUGAUGAUGAGUCUUCCUCCGAAGAGGCUAAGCUGUCCAGUUCCCAAAAGUUGUUGCCUAUGGCUCCACAGUGGGCCCAGCCAGAGAAGAUGGAGAAGAAGCUCCAUGCUGUGCCAGCCAGUAAGACUGUAAAGUUCCGGUGUCAAGCCAGCGGCAAUCCCAACCCUACGCUGAAGUGGUACAAAAAUGGCAAGGAGUUCAAGAGGGACCAGCGUAUUGGGGGCUUCAAGGUCCGUGAGCACAUGUGGACCAUAAUCAUGGAAUCGGUGGUGCCCUCAGACAAGGGCAACUACACUUGUGUGGUGGAAAACAAGUACGGCAGCAUCAACCACACCUACCAGCUCGAUGUUGUGGAACGCUCACCCCACAGGCCUAUCCUCCAGGCCGGACUGCCAGCCAAUCGCACGGUCAUGGUGGGCAGCGAUGUGGAGUUUGUGUGCAAGGUUUUCAGCGACCCCCAGCCGCAUAUCCAGUGGCUCAAGCACAUCGAGGUCAAUGGCAGUCGCGUCGGUCCCGAUGGCUUGCCCUAUGUCCGCGUCCUCAAGCACUCGGGGGUGAACAGCCUGGAUACCCAGGUGCUGACCCUCUACAAUGUGACGGAGGAGGAGAGCGGGGAGUAUGUGUGUAAGGUGUCCAAUUAUAUAGGAGAGGCCAAUCAGUCGGCCUGGCUGACCGUCACCAGACAUGAGGCUCAAGCCUUGCCCCCUUCUCCAGUUCCCAACCAGACAUACCUGGAAGUGCUCAUCUACUGUGUGGGCUUCUUCCUCAUCUGUGUCAUGGUGGUCGUCGCUAUCAUCUUCAAGAUGCGCAGCACCUCUAAGAAGAGCGAAUUCAAUGGCCAACUGGCUGUACACAAACUAGCAAAGAGCAUCCCGCUCCGCAGACAGGUCUCUGUGGACUCGAGCUCUUCUCUGAACUCGGGGGUUAUGCUGGUACGUCCUUCGCGCCUCUCCUCCAGCGGCUCACCCAUGUUGUCAGGGGUGUCAGAGUAUGAACUUCCACAAGACCCUCGCUGGGAGCUGCCACGGGACAGGCUCGUCCUUGGAAAGCCCCUGGGGGAGGGAUGCUUUGGACAGGUGGUAAUGGGAGAGGCCUUGGGCCUGGACAAGGAAAAGCCCAACCGUAUCACCAAGGUUGCUGUCAAGAUGCUCAAGUCUGAUGCAACAGAGAAGGACCUGUCAGAUCUUAUCUCAGAGAUGGAGAUGAUGAAGAUCAUUGGCAAACACAAGAACAUUAUCAACCUGCUUGGAGCUUGCACUCAGGAUGGCCCCCUCUACGUGAUUGUGGAGUACGCUGCCAAGGGCAAUCUGCGGGAGUACUUGCGGGCACGUCGACCUCCCGGCAUGGAGUAUUGCUACAACCCCGACCAGGUGCCCGUGGAGAGCAUGUCCGUCAAGGAUCUUGUUUCUUGCGCCUACCAGGUGGCCCGGGGGAUGGAGUACCUUGCCUCAAAAAAGUGUAUCCACAGGGACCUGGCUGCCCGCAAUGUGCUUGUGACUGAAGAUAAUGUGAUGAAGAUUGCAGACUUUGGUCUGGCCAGAGACAUCCACCAUAUUGACUACUACAAGAAGACCACCAACGGCCGGUUGCCAGUGAAGUGGAUGGCACCAGAGGCCUUGUUUGACAGGAUUUACACACACCAAAGUGACGUGUGGUCCUUUGGCGUUUUGCUGUGGGAGAUCUUCACGCUGGGUGGCUCACCCUACCCAGGGGUUCCUGUGGAAGAACUCUUCAAGCUGCUCAAGGAAGGCCAUCGCAUGGACCGGCCCUCCACCUGUACCCAUGAGCUCUAUAUGAUGAUGCGGGACUGUUGGCAUGCUGUGCCCUCUCAGAGGCCAACUUUCAAGCAGUUGGUGGAGGACUUGGACCGCACCCUUGCCAUGUCAUCCAACCAGGAGUACCUGGACCUGUCGGUGCCCUUGAACCAGUACUCUCCCAGCUACCCCGACACCCGCGGCUCCACCUGCUCUUCCGGCGAGGAUUCUGUGUUCUCCCAUGAUGCUGCGGCUGCUGAGGAGCCCUGCCUUCCCAAGUUCCCUCCACAGCCCAACAGGCCGGCGUUCAAGAAACGCUAAUGCAGUCUGCUGACCCCUUACCCUCUAACCCCACACGACCUGUACUGCUUCCGCUGGCCUUCUUGACCUCCGCUCCCCGCUAAACUGGACUCUGCGUAGAGCCUGACUACUGCGGGUGAUCGUCACCACCACCACCUCCCACAUCAGAGGAGAAGGACUUUGUGCCACAUGAUCAGACUGAGAGAGCAGGAGGAGCUCUCAGGACCAGCCUGCAAGGAUGGGACAGAACCUGCUUACAAGCAGGAGAGAAACUUCUCAGUACUGCUUCCAUUUGCAAUGAUUAUUUCCAUUUCUCACUCUCCAUUAAACAGAAUGAAGGGUUAUUUUUUAUUUUCAGAUCUGCUCCAAAGAAAGAUUCAGCCAGCGAAGAGCUACGGCAAUUUGCUCCGUAGCUGGUUGGUUGUAAAUACAGUUAUAAAUUUAUAAAUAUGAGUAUUUACAGUGUACUCUUUAUUUUUAUUUUACCUUUCCCCUUUUUGUACAAUGAUGCUGCCGCUUUCAACAGUUUUUUGAUAUUCUCUAAGGGAAAUACUGUAUGCUUAGGAGGGAGGGGCCAGAUUUUUAUAUCCUGCAAUGAAUUAAUGUUAUGUUUAGAUGUGUUUAUGCUCAUUAUCUGGCCAGUUGUUUUGAGUUUGCCUAUGCCCUUUGCACGACCUGCUGCUCAAAUACAAGUAAUCCAUUC